Molecule: messenger RNA, 1906 nt
Organism: Lutzomyia longipalpis
Lineage: Eukaryota; Metazoa; Arthropoda; Insecta; Diptera; Psychodidae
Product: b(0,+)-type amino acid transporter 1-like
Exons: 7
Coding region: 278-1810 (510 amino acids)
Biological process (GO): amino acid transmembrane transport
Cellular component (GO): membrane
Molecular function (GO): L-amino acid transmembrane transporter activity
Source: RefSeq, a predicted model, not a curated record
GAGUUGCUUCCUGAGCUUCCAAGUGGCAUAUUUGUGCGUACAAAGAAUUAUGAUCUUACGAGGAAUUUAGUUAAUCUUCUGCAGCACGUUGGAUUAGUGAUUAUAAAAUUUACACAGUGUGUGACAAUUUUGUACAGCAAUUAAACAGAUGAUUUUGCUCUGGUUGCAGAGUGGAGGACAGACAAAUUUACUAAUUAGCAACACUUUGACGAUAUCCUCGUGAAAAGAGGGUAGGGGAUCUCACUAUUAGUUGAAGGAGGAAACUUACCGUGAGACAAUGGAGCGGAAGCGGAGUGAGAUGGAGAUUGAAGAGCUGGCGGCAGCACAGGAACCACUCAAGGGUGACGACAAUGAGGCACGUCCUGGUGGCAAUGCGGUUGGCUUGAAGAGAAAUUUGGGACUCUUGGCGGCUGUGAAUAUCAUUAUUGGCGUGAUGAUUGGUUCGGGAAUUUUUGUAUCACCCACCGCAGCUCUCAAGUAUUCCGGAAGUGUGGGUAUGUGCCUUGUGGUGUGGUCCGUGUGUGGCGUAAUAUCUCUCGUGGGUGCUCUGUGCUUUGCCGAAUUGGGCACGGUGGUACCACGCUCAGGGGCAGAAUAUGCAUACCUCUUGGAAUCUUUUGGGCGUCUCCAUAAAUUCUGGGGACCCCUACCGGCAUUCAUUUGCUCAUGGAUCUACGUUCUUGUCCUUCGACCCGCUGAAGUGGCCGUGAUUAUGCUCACAUUCUCCGAAUAUUCCGUGCAACCCUUCGCACAUAUCCUGGGGCUGGACAGGAUGAGCACGUGGGAUCAGGAGAUGAUUAUAAAAUUAAUCGCAUUCCUGGGGCUCGGGGUCAUUACGUACAUCAACAUGGUGAGCGUCAAGCUGUAUGUGAGGAUUAACAAUAUUUUUGGAUUCUGCAAGGUGUUUGCGUGUCUCAUUGUUAUUGGGGGUGGAAUCUACGAGCUGACCAUUGGGAAUACGAAAAAUCUCACAAGUGGCUUCGAGGGAACAACCACAAAUCCCGGAUUUAUCGCACUUGCCUUCUACAAUGGACUCUGGGCGUACGAUGGAUGGUCCACCGUCACCACCGUCACCGAAGAGAUUAAGGCACCCGAAAAAAACAUCUUGAGGUCAAUUGUUAUUGCUGUGCCAAUCAUUACGGGGCUGUAUGUCUUCAUGAAUAUGGCCUACAUGACUGUUCUGAGUGCCGAUGAGAUGAUGAAUGCUCCAGCUGUUGCUGUGGAUUUUGGGAAUCGUGUCCUGGGACCUUUUGCCUUCGUCAUCCCCCUGGGGGUUGCUUUGGCGACUUUUGGAUGUGCCCUCAGCAUUCAAUUUAGCGUAACGCGACUGGGAUUUGUGGCAGGGCGCGAGGGGCACAUGCUGAAACCCCUCUCGUACAUCCACAUCCGUCGUUUCACACCUGGACCAGCUGUAGCUAUGCAGGGAGUCAUUGCCUUCCUGUUUAUGCUGGUGGGGAAUAUUGGGGAGCUCAUUGAAUUUGCUUCCUUCCUCAUUUGGUUCUUCUACGGCUUAGCCAUGGUGGCACUCAUCAUUAUGCGCAAAACACACGCAAAUGUCCAUCGACCAUACCGUGUGCCAACACUACUGCCAUACAUCACGCUCGCCGUAUCAAUCUUCCUGUCUGUGAUGCCAAUGAUUGCAGAUCCAUCCCUUAAGUAUCUCUUUGCCGUAGCUUUUAUUCUAUGCGGUGUAGCUGCAUACGUGCCAUUUGUCUACUACAAGAAGCGACCAAAGAUGAUGGGAAAACUCACCUACGUCAUUCAAGUACUCUUUGAGGUUGUCCCUUCAGAAGACGAUAAUGCCGAUUAAUGAGAUUAUAUAAAAUACAUAAUAUUUUUGUACACACCACUCUCCCCUAAAGAUAAGAUUUUUAUUCACAUUGUUAUAAAUUAUAUUUCAAUUGUU